Messenger RNA from Aureobasidium musti, 1377 nucleotides. The record is from the annotation of a GenBank genome assembly. NCBI's taxonomy places the organism in Eukaryota, Fungi, Ascomycota, Dothideomycetes, Dothideales, Saccotheciaceae.
AUGGCGGCUUCAGUCCGUAACCAGUCUCUCGAACUGGUUAAUUUACCAGCCGAAGUCCUCGUUGAGAUCUUCGAGCAUGUUCCCAACAAAGACCUUUCCACUGCCCGUCUCGUCUGCAANAAACUCUGUGAUGCUGCAACUCCCCAUUUCGCCAAGGUCAACUUCACCGAGAGAAACCAUGUUGUCUCUCCUUACAGCAUCAACGCACUUGUGGACAUCACAGAACAUCCUGUGUUUGGCAGAUACGUAAAGACCAUUGGUAUCUACAGCGCCAGACGUACCAAGAUCCCCCGAUACUUUCGUAUCAACGAACAAGAGCACCAUGAACUCUUCUUCAACGCUUACGUGAAGACCAAGCGCUUCGCACGCCGUAUGGAGCGUGUCUUCUGUAGCAUCAAAUCUCAUUCAAACUCCGUGCACAUUGGAAUCUACGACAAUCCAGGCAGGAUUGAUCUCGAUGAAGACGGCUUCGGGGAACUGAAGGCAUCAUCAGUGCCGAUGAGUUGUUAUGGAUGGGCUCAGCUNUUUGAGAAUCCUCCAACUUACGUUGCCUACCGACCAGUGGAGACUCUCGAGCAGACUGUAUAUGCAGCUCGACGCGUAGGGUGCCCUGUCAAGUACCUCAAUAUUGAUCUUAUUACCCAUUACGACGACGAUGCGCAUGCAGAACUCGACAAAGUUUUGUACAAAGUCCUGGAAUCGACUCCUACAACUCUCAGCCUGGGAAUAGGGGGUGGGCACUCAUUCCAGCUAUCGUACGACAGCGAGUCACAAUGCUUGAAUCUCCAAAACGUUGAUUUUGGAUUCCCAAUCGAGGACCAUGACCUUCCUUUGCAUGCAUCUUUCAUGUGGCUGCAGACUAGGACCAUCACUCGACUCAGAAUCGCCGAGGUCGUUGACUAUCAACCUUCCCGUCUUCGACCCUUCUUCACGCCUCACCUAAGUUCUCUCGAGCUCUCCGUGACGUAUGUCUGGGCUGAACACUUCAAUGAAAACCUUUGGAGUAAACACAUUCAGAGCAUCUCCACCCUGCCUGGUCUUCAGCACUGUAGACUAAGCUGUCUUGCCUACUCCUUCAGGAUCUCGCAUUAUGCUGGCGACUCCAGGAAAGCGUCCAUGCAACUUCCUGGUUAUGGCCGUUACCUGAUCAAGGGACACAGACGGUUCUACUUCACGUUCCGUGACGGAAGCAAGUCAACCGAAAUCAGGGGCGAAGACCUUUGCGAAAGACUCAAAGAUUUAGCUUGCUACGUAUCUGUAGCAGAGGCACAGAAGGUGCAAAGAAUUGUUAGCGAUGGUUGUGUGAACAACGACAUGGUUGGCAUCGUCGAUAAAGUUGAAGACCAGCCUAUAAUUGAGGAGACUGUGCUCUCUUGA